Messenger RNA from Panicum virgatum (switchgrass), 508 nucleotides. RefSeq lists its product as uncharacterized. The transcript has 4 exons. The record is from RefSeq and is a predicted model, not a curated record. Lineage: Eukaryota; Viridiplantae; Streptophyta; Magnoliopsida; Poales; Poaceae. Bases 8 to 472 code for a protein of 154 amino acids.
UGUAUGCAUGCACCCGCCGCUCCGAAGGUGGCCUCAGAGACGGCCGGCGAUACGAUACGACUGCGGUUGCCGCGCCGGCGCCGCCGUCAGCCAUAUCUUUCUCCGGACGGCCGACAUCAGUGCUAUGAAGAUGCUAAAACGUAGAAGAAGCUUGAAGAUGAAUGAAAGUGUCGAUGAUCUCACAAGAAGUUCAAAGAAGAAUAAAAGAACUUAUCUGACAAGAAGCUCAACAAAGAACAAAAUAAUUCGCAAUGAAGGAGAGACAACUGAGUUACUGAUUUCAGGUGACUUGCAUCUGGAAUCAAGUCAAGUUGUCUGGAAUGAGCUCAGUGAACAAGUUGUAUCAAAGUUGUCUAAAAGUGGUCUCGCUUUCUCUAUCCAAUGGACGCAUGGUGUUAUUUACAUGCUCAGGCAUAGCUGUGAAACGCAAGAGGAACAUUACAAGGUUUGUGACUUCAGCAAGCUUGGUUAAAGCUUUAUUUAAAGAAAGAAAAUACCAUGAUAACUU